ACCAACUGAAUAAUUUUGAUCAAAAUUAAAUAACGUCUAAAUAGAAUUCUUUUAUUUAAAAUGAUUCCUUUCCCGCGCUGAAACCGAGUAUUUUAAUUCUCACGGGCGAAAGAACUACAGUAAGUAAAGUUUUCAAUAAAUAAAAAUAACAUCCACUCGACGGAAGUAUAACAGUGCAUAGUGUUAGUUACAUUCUAUCCACGUGUUAUAAUUCACGAUAUUUUCUAUAAAUUGUUUAGUGCAACAUUUUUCCAUUCGAAAAUUAUCGAGUAAAAAUAUAAAAAUUGAAUUGUUGGAUAGUUCUUGAAUUUUUGUCGAAAAGACUUAAUAUUAAUAAAUUGUUGAAAUCAUUGUAAUCAUCUUCAAAUAACCCUCAGAACUAAGAAAUUUCUACACUGAAAAAACUCUUCAGUAAAAUCUAACCGUAUUCUGGUUAUUUUUUAGUGAUUUCAUUGAUAAAUCGGACUCCGAAGUGACAUAAGAUUAAAUAUACCAAAAAAUAGUGUAAAAAAUUGAAAAAUCAAAAAUUUAUAAUUCAGGAUUGAAUAAAGCAAUUUUUAGUGGUCACUAUAGUGAAUAACAACUCUCACUCUUUAAUUAUUACAAUAAUUAAAAAAAAUCGUAAUUGUAAAGAAUGGAUUUUAGAAUUCCCUUAGAGAAAACGAGAAUUAUGAAGGGUUUGGACGCAGAUAAACAUAAUAUGGAUGCUGCAAUUGAUAAAUAUCGUUUAGCAGUCCGUCAAGCUAUUUCAAAUCAUCAAAUCGGAUGUAAUAGCUCAUUUUUUGAAGAUAAAAUAAUUAACAAUGAACCUGUAGAAACGACUGGACCUUUUGCUGGAUACACAGCAUUGCAUAUAGCUUGUAUGGAUGGAGAUGAGGACUUUAUAAAAUUAUUAGUUGAAGACUAUCAUGCAAAUGUAAAUGCUGUUGCUGACGAUGGAGCUCAACCUAUUCACUUUGCGUGUUUAUUCGAACCUGAGCUGCCUGAUAAAUUUAUAGAUAUUUUGUUAGGAGCUGGUGCCAACGUUGAUGCUGAAAUAGAAGAAAAACUUUUUACAACAUACAUUAAAAGUGACUGGUGGCUCAACGAUUUUGGGAAUAAGAUGAAUUUAUUAACUUUUUCGAUCCUAUAUCGUAAUAAUGAUUGGUUUGUGAUAUCAUUAAUCAAAGGCAAAGCAAAUUUGAAAGUUAAGAGUCUGAAAAAUAAAACACUGUUGAUGUAUGCCAUUGAGAAUCAGAAUGAAACAAUCGUAUCUUCGCUUGUAAAAGAAGUACAUGAUUAUGAAUGGAUAAACGCCCGUGACAGUGAUGGUUAUUCUGCUAUCCACUAUAUAUUACUUCGAAAAAAUUUAAGAAGUGAUCUAUUUGAUAGAUUAUCUAAGAAUUACUACAAAUUGUUGGAAAAAGACGAUGAUUUAAGUACUGCUGAAUUGGUUCACGAAUUACUUGAUGCCGGUGCUGAUGUUAACGCAAGCAUAAAUGAUGAUCCAAAUACUUUAUUACUCAAUAUUGCGGCUCGCAAGCAUUUUCCACAUACACUGAAUAAAUUGUUGGCUUAUCAUGACAAUACUUCAAAAGCAACGCCUUUGCAUUACAUAUUAUAUCCACUUGAAAUUUCACAGAUACAAUUCAUUAUUGGUACAAAAAGAAGAAGUAUCUACUUAGUUAUGAAAGACCUUAUUUAUAGACGUACGUUUGGUUUAUUCGUUCCUGAAGGUGAAAAAAUAUUGAUGGACAUGUUAAUUGCUGAAAACAUAAAUUUCAGGAAGCUAGCACACACCUACGAACAAAAUAUUAUUCAAGGAGAGUUAAAAACAAAAGUGCUUAAUUAUGAUGAUAAAAGUAUAACGUGUUAUGACUUUAUAAUGUCAUGCUUUGAUGAUAAACAAUUACGUUUGAUAGUGAAAAAUAAAUCCUUAAUAGACGCGUUCGAAAAAGCCUUCCCGAUUUCUACUAAUCUUGCUUCUUUUUUUAUGGAAUCUUUUGAUAACCCUGAUGUUCGUCCUUAUUCUAUUGAAGCUUUUUAUACUGCUGAUAAUUUUUUUUUCCGAAAACAAAUUUCGAAUAGAAUAGAACAAUUUUUAAGAAGACUUGAGCAGUUAGAAGCAUUAAAAAGAGUAAAAAAUCUCCGUAAAGCUAUCUCUUUGCCAUAUGAAUUGGUAAUAAUAAUAGUUGAAUAUUUGAAUUAUCAUGACUUAAAAAAUUUUAUUCAGGCUUUUUAUUUAUAAUACCCAAACAAUUUCUAAUACUUAACCAUUAUUUCAAAUCGUAUUCGCCGUCAUUGGAUUUUAAAUUACUGUAAAUCAUUCCGGCCAGUACUGAAGAACAGUCAUACUAGUACGAGUUCAACUACUCAGAUAUAAUCCGAAAUAAA
This is a messenger RNA of Cotesia glomerata, 2373 nucleotides long. RefSeq lists its product as uncharacterized. Gene Ontology annotation, molecular function: protein binding. Lineage: Eukaryota; Metazoa; Arthropoda; Insecta; Hymenoptera; Braconidae. Gene Ontology annotation, cellular component: cytoplasm. The transcript has 2 exons. Bases 635 to 2227 code for a protein of 530 amino acids. The record is from RefSeq and is a predicted model, not a curated record.